UAUGUGGUCCAGGCUGACCUCUAACUAACAGAGAUCCUACUGCCUCAGCCUCUCCAGUGCACUACCAUGCCUGGCUGCGCUUUUGGAACUCUGUGGUUUAAAAAUGGUUUCAUUUUUGUUCCAGGAGUUCAUCUCAAUAGCAUCCUCCACAAUGAAAGCAUCUUCUUUGAAUAUUUAUCUGGAAAACCAGUGCUCUGCUAAGAGCAUGGAGUUAGCGGCUCCAGCAACUUGAAGCUUGGGAGUGGCCACAGGAGGCAGCAUUUCCAGGUGACUGCAGGUGGGUACCAGGGCCUGCCCUGGGGGCGGGGGCUGUGUCACUGCUGUGAGAGGGGGAAGCUGCACAGUGCACGCUCGCUGAGCUGCAGCGGCAGAAGGGACGGCACCGCGGGGAGAACAGCCGUGCAGAACAGCCGGCUGGAGGAAAGCACGUGGCCCAGCUCGUGCCCCGGGAGAGACAGGCGGGACUGGGAGCGAGCCGUGGAGCUGGGCUCCAGGGGGCAGGAUGCGCCCCACGUGGCGAGCGGGCCGCUUCCCUCUCAGGCGGCCCCGUGUGUGGCGCUCAGGGGCUGCGUGGCCGGCCGCUUUACUGAAGCGCAGGCGGACCUGCAAACCAGCACAAGGCCACGGGCAAACGUCGCGGUCCCCACUGGAAGAGGGCAGAGACGGCCGCCGCGGGAGUGACCACAAGAAGCUCCGGACAGCGAGCAGGGGCACAGCAGCCGAUAGCGCGGGCCUCCCGCUCCUCCCUCCCUCCACCUCGGCCCCCAGCGCCAGCGGCCGUGCCAAGCCGGCCCGCGCCCGCCCCACGGGAGGGACCCCCACACGCCGCCUGGCGGCCCUCUGCGCAAGCCACUGUGACUCGGGAGGGCGGGAGCCGCCUGCCUGGGCACUGACUGCGCGGGCACGGCUCCCGGCGGCCGGGGCUCCCCGCGAGGACCUGGGCUGCAGGCGUGGCCCCGCAGUCAUCCUUUUCCUCGUACUUGGAUCUGGCGAGGCCACUCCCUGCCCCGCCCGGCCCGUCACCCUCGCAUCAGCGGCCAGCGGCUUAUCUGUUCCUCGUUCAGGGAGAGGGCACAGCAGCGCCCAAGGGCGGCCCGAAAAGCCGCCUCACCCGCCUGACUGCGCUAGCGGCCGUCGCCCUGCAUCACGCUUUCCUCGGUGCAGGCCGCAGGGGUUUCCCAGCCCCGCAGGCCGGUUCCCGUUCCUCUGGCUGAUGCUGCGUCUACCGUGGCAGGGGAGAUGGCAGAGGCGCCGCGCCCCGAG
Molecule: messenger RNA, 1263 nt
Organism: Chinchilla lanigera (long-tailed chinchilla)
Lineage: Eukaryota; Metazoa; Chordata; Mammalia; Rodentia; Chinchillidae
Source: RefSeq, a predicted model, not a curated record